AUGUUCAAAAGAACUCUCGUUUCAAAAUCAACCACUCACAUAGAAUUUGAAGAUGUGGAUUUCCAUUACCAUUACGAUGAAGAUGUUGUAAUAAUUUGGUGUCCAAAUGAUCAAAUGGCCAUUUUUAUACAUCGGGAAAUGAAAUUAACGACGAAACAACGAUUGAUUAAAAAGUUAGAAAGGAAGAAGAGAUUCUGUUUUAAAAAAUUAACAAAGCUUUUCAAGAAUGGUCAUAGAAAGGUUGACGAUGACAUGGAUUUUUGGUGCU
Racocetra persica is the source of this 268-nucleotide messenger RNA. NCBI's taxonomy places the organism in Eukaryota, Fungi, Glomeromycota, Glomeromycetes, Diversisporales, Gigasporaceae. The record is from the annotation of a GenBank genome assembly.